AACUCAUAACAAAUCUGAACGAAAGUAAAACUUUUCAUAUUCCGCUAUUCUCGCGAAAAAUAUUUGGUAUUUUCUCUAAACAACAAAGAAAAUUAUUGUUUAUUACAUAUAAGAAAUUUUAGCAUUUAUGUUAAACAUUGUACAGAUAGAAAAGUUAAUGAAAAUAUCAUAAAAAAUGAAUUACAUUCGGUAUUUGUGCAGUAAAAGUGCCAGAGAAAAAAUUGAUUAGUAUAAAGUGCCACCGAGAAAAAAUCAGUGUAUGAAGCGAAAUUGAUAAAAAACAACAACCAAUACAGUGCCAACCAAUUAGAAAUUUAACACCAAUUAAAUAAACCACCAACAAAAUAAAAGAAACAAUUUACACAUUCAAUCAAAUACAGCUUAACAUCUCUGAAAAUUAUAAAUUACAAUAAACCUUUUUGCUAUUUUUCACACAAACAUACUUUAUUUGUUAACAAAUUUUCACAAGAGAUAAAGGCUUUUUUUUAGAGUACACAACCGCAUUAGCAACGAAAAAAACAACAAACAAAUAAAACAUCCGCAAAAGUAGCAGAGCCAGAAGUAGCAGCGAACAGGCAGCAACUAGAAUAUAAUAUGUGUCAGAAUUAUUCAUUGCGAAGAUUCUGCGAGGAGUGGCGUAUAUGGAUUCGACCUUUGCUUAUCAUAACCUAUGGCAUAUUUGCCAUCAUUGUGGUGCCCCUGCUCAUUAUCAACUCAGUGAAGGAUGGCUUUCAGCGUCGUGAUCAAUUGAUAUUAAUAGGCGGCUUAUUUGUUUUAUCAGCAGUACCCAUAUCAAUUUGGCACAUUAUACAGCAUGUGAUUCACUUCACCAAACCCAGUUUACAAAAGCACAUCAUACGCAUAUUGUGGAUGGUUCCCAUAUACGCCUUAAAUGCUUGGAUUGGUUUGUUCUUUCCCAAACAUUCGAUCUAUGCCGAUUCGUUACGUGAGUGCUAUGAAGCAUAUGUGAUCUAUAAUUUUAUGGUGUAUUUGCUGCACUAUUUAAAUUUGGGCAUGGAUUUGGAAGCCACCAUGCUGUACAGACCUCAAGUACAUCACUUCUUCCCCAUGUGUUGUAUGCGACCCUGGGCCAUGGGUCGUGAGUUCAUACACAAUUGUAAACAUGGUAUUUUACAGUAUACAGUGGUGCGACCAAUAACCACAUUCAUAUCGGUUAUUUGUGAAUUAUGCGGUGUCUAUGGUGAAGGUACUUUUGCAGGAAAUGUAGCAUUUCCUUAUAUAGUUGCUAUCAACAACAUCUCACAAUUCGUGGCCAUGUAUUGUCUCGUAUUGUUUUAUAAAGCGAACAAGGAGGAUUUAAAGCCCAUGAAGCCAAUUCCUAAAUUUUUAUGUAUAAAAGCGGUAGUUUUCUUUUCAUUUUUCCAAGGAGUGUUACUAAACGUUUUAGUUUAUUUUAAAAUUAUCAAAAUUUUUGAAGCUGAUAAUUUAGGGGAUGAUGCUAAUUUGGCAUCAAUGUUGCAAAAUUUCAUUAUAUGCAUUGAAAUGUUUAUAGCAGCAGUGGCACACAUUUACAGUUUCCCCCACUAUCCAUUCCAUAUUAAUUCUCAACAAUAUUGGAACAAUCCCAAUCAUAACUGGUGCCGUGCAUUUUUGUCUAUGAUCGAUAUAUCCGAUAUACAGGAAGACGUAUCCGAACAUUUAGGCGUUGUCACCGGUACGAUAAGUCGCCGAUUCCAGGGUCGCAGCACGUACCAGCCGUUAUCGCGCGGACCUAGACGUUCGAGCAGCGAGUCAGAGUACUUAAUCAACAAGCGCCAGGAUGGUGAGGACGCAAGCGGUAGCCAACUUCUAGUUUCAGCUGGUGACAUCAACGAUAAAACAGGUAAUCAAAAAAGAAAUCACUAUAAAAAGCAUUAUGCUAAACCACUGGCCAAGGCCAAUCGCUAUGGAGCUACAGAUAGUCUUGUGCUACCCGUUUGUGAUGCUGCAAUAACCAAUGAUUCUCAAUCUCACUCCCAAUUAGCAGGUAACCGUCCCACCACAUCCAAAGCUUCCAUAACAACAACAACAUCAGGCAACGUAACAAACAAUGCAGCCGCCAUCAUUGCUACCAACACUAACACUCAUUCCUCUGCUACCCACUCCAAUUUUGGCGGCAUUAGUAUACAAAAACGUGAUCCGACCGUUAGAGACUUUCCGACACAUUACGGGGCUCCCGUGGCGGGUGGUACAAGUUUCCUGCAGGCCCGCAAUGUAACGACAACUCACGCACCCAGUCCCAUUCCAGAGUCCGUUGAUGAUUUUUCAUCAUUUAUCGGUUCCUCAAGAUGACAGCGUUAUGAUAGUAAUAGUCAAAAUUAUAAUCCAUCCGCUAGUGAAUCGAUUUCUAUAGGGUUUUCCAGUAGCCUUAAAUUGUCGACGGGUGGCAGCCUCAGUAACAACAGUAAUAAUUCAUCUGAUUGGUUAAGUUCGCCCGCAGAUGGUGUGGGUCCAAAAUUAUUAGAUGAUGAUGACGAUGAUAAUGACGUAGGCCCAACAAGUUCUACUACACAACACCAACAACAACGUUGCCACCCACAAACUGAUUCUACCGAAUACAUAACUUAAACUCACAUCACUAAAAAUCACGACACCUAAUACAAAAACACCAACCACAAUCUACAUUUUUAAUAAUUACAACUGCAACUUAAUAAUUAUUAAUGCUACGAAAUGUAAAAAUACAUACAUACAU
Molecule: messenger RNA, 2692 nt
Organism: Calliphora vicina (urban bluebottle blowfly)
Lineage: Eukaryota; Metazoa; Arthropoda; Insecta; Diptera; Calliphoridae
Product: transmembrane protein 184C
Exons: 6
Coding region: 595-2292 (565 amino acids)
Biological process (GO): transport
Cellular component (GO): membrane
Molecular function (GO): transporter activity
Source: RefSeq, a predicted model, not a curated record